AACGAGCCAUCGACGGUUCGGCCAUAAAUGGCACGGACUUCAGCAGUUCAGCUUCCCACCUUCCUCCGAGCUCCCAGUCUCCCAACGUUGUCUGCGCUAGACCCAGGAGAUGGAGGCGCGGGGGGGAGGGGAGGAGGAGGAGGAGGAGACGCGCCGCCGCCGCCGCGUGGUGCUGGUGACGGGCUGCUCGGAGGGCGGGAUCGGGGACGUGAUGGCGCGGGAGUUCGCGGCGGCGGGGUGCGCCGUCGUGGCGACGGCGCGGUCGCGCGCCUCCAUGCGGGGGCUCGAUGGGGACCCGCGGUACCUGCUGCUGGAGCUCGACGUCCGCUCCGACGAGAGCGCGCGCGCCGCCGUGGCCGACGCCGUGCGGGAGCUCGGCCGCGUCGACGUGCUCGUCAACAACGCCGGGGUCCACCUCGUCGCGCCGCUCGCCGAGGUGCCCAUGGAUGCCUUCCACCAGGUGUUCGACACCAAUGUCUAUGGAGCAAUGAGGCUGAUUCAGGCUGUUAUUCCCCAAAUGAUGGAAAGGAAACAAGGCACAAUUGUGAAUGUUGGAAGUAUUACAGCUUUGGCUCCUGGACCAUGGGCCGGUGCAUAUUCAGCAUCAAAAGCUGCUCUUCACGCAUUGAGUGACUCACUGAGGUUGGAGCUAAAAAGUUUUGGUAUUAAUGUUAUGACUGUUGCCCCUGGAGGUACAAAGUCGAAUUUAGGAAGUACCUCUGCAUCCAAGUAUGAUCAAAUACAUGACUGGAAGUACUACAAAAAAUACGAGGAGUCCCUCAGAGCCAGGACUGAUGUUUCCCAGGGUCCAGGUUCUACUCCAGCAGAAGACCUCGCAAAAAGGGUUGUUGCUUUGGUUCUUAAGAAGAAUCCUCCAGCCUGGUUUGCUUACGGCCAGUUCAGUGCUAUCUUAAACUUGUUGUACUAUUCACCUCUAUGGUUUAGGGAUUACUUCUACAGGCUUGUCAUGAAAUGCUAGAACCUGGGAGGUUAGUAAUUUCAAAUGCCCAACAGCCCAAGAUUGCCACGCAGACCCCAAUUUUAAUCAUGCUACUUGUCUGCUGCGAAACAGUUUUUAGCACACGGGUGUAUGUACACCCGUAUGCUUGCAUGUCAUCUAAAUA
This is a messenger RNA of Oryza brachyantha (malo sina), 1124 nucleotides long. Its product is annotated as short-chain dehydrogenase PC-15-like. Gene Ontology annotation, molecular function: oxidoreductase activity. The record is from RefSeq and is a predicted model, not a curated record. NCBI's taxonomy places the organism in Eukaryota, Viridiplantae, Streptophyta, Magnoliopsida, Poales, Poaceae. The coding region runs from base 110 to 979 and encodes 289 amino acids. Gene Ontology annotation, cellular component: endoplasmic reticulum. The transcript is spliced from 3 exons.